CGAUAACUGCCCACUCCAUGUCGGCGUCCCUCAAGACUGCUCUUCACGGUCUUCGCGUCCCACUAUCUUUCUCUCCCAUUGCUCUUCUAGCCCGCUCGUUACCUCUUGCUACGUCACCCGCAGCUUCGUUAGUUCGACCUCCAGCUGCAAUUCCAUCUCGAUCUCUCGCCUCCUCAUCUCGCAUCAUGGCCGUCCAGCAGGCGACGAUGAAUGGGCCAGGCAAGCUCGCCGAUCUGCCGAACACGGCGCAGCUAACCCCCACGGUCACCCGCGUCCUUGGCCAGAACCCCUCCCUCAUGACUUUGCAAGGAACUAACACGUACCUCCUAGGCGGAGCGGACGGUCAGCUCCUGAUCGACACGACGUCAGAAGAGACUGCAGGGCCAUGGGUUGACCUUGUGCUCUCCGCCCUCUCUGGGCCGCUGCAACACAUCGUCUUAACCCACCGGCACCCGGACCACGUCGGUGGCCUCGUCCCACUCCUGGACGCGCUGAAGGCGAAGGGUGCGCCCGCGCCGACAGUGUGGAAGAUGCCGAAUCCUGACGAGCAUGAAAUCAUCGCCGACCGGCCGGAAUGGAGCGAUGAGCACCUUCUCAAGACGCUCGGUGGCGCACAUCUCAAGGCUGCAGCUGGUCCAAUUGCUCCUCUCGCAUCGCUUAAGGACGGCGACACCGUCUCGGUCCCCGGAGUCACGGUGACCGUGGUGCACACGCCUGGUCACACGGCCGACUCGAUCUCGCUUCUCACCGACGCCGGCGAGGUGUUCACAGGCGAUACGGUUUUGGGACAGGGCACGACGAUCUUCACCGACUUUGCCGCGUACAUGGGCUCCCUUAAGCGUCUGUUGUCCCUUGAGCCCAAGGUCAUCUACCCCGCUCAUGGACCGCACACGCCCGACGGCGCAACGGCCCGGAAGCACCUCGAGGCGUACAUCAAGCACCGGCAGGAGCGGGAGGACAAGAUCGUGGAAGCGCUCCGCGCGAUCUCCUCUACCCCAGGAAGCCUGGGUACCAAGCUCGAUGCGAUCCGGGAACACGCGAGGGAGUCGCCUGACGCGGCCGUUGGGCCUGGAGGUGCGGGAGGUGCUGGCGCAGAGAUGGCCAAGCGCGCCGUGGAAGCAGCGCGCAACUCGUCCCCAAUCGCAUCUAGCUUCCCGAUGGGAGACGCAGCAGGGAGCCGCGGCGCCACUCUCGCUUUGCUCUGCCGCCUCGUGUAUGCCACGGGUCACGAAGGGCUCAUCCGUGCCGCCUCCUUCCCCAUGGGCGGACACCUGCAGAAGCUCGAGACUGAGGGGCGUGUCAAGCGCUCGCGCGCUGUCAUGCCUACCGUUGUCGACUGGAAGGUGACAGAGAACAGCGAGCAGGACGUGUACGAGUGGGUUGGGUAGUCGAUAUUUAGAUGCAGAUGAAUAAUGGCAAAUCCUAUGUGUACAAUGCAUCUGACUACAACUUAGCGACGCGCCCCAAU
Messenger RNA from Cutaneotrichosporon oleaginosum, 1468 nucleotides. RefSeq lists its product as uncharacterized. The record is from RefSeq and is a predicted model, not a curated record. Lineage: Eukaryota; Fungi; Basidiomycota; Tremellomycetes; Trichosporonales; Trichosporonaceae. Gene Ontology annotation, biological process: secondary metabolite biosynthetic process.